Molecule: messenger RNA, 2155 nt
Organism: Moneuplotes crassus
Lineage: Eukaryota; Ciliophora; Spirotrichea; Euplotida; Euplotidae
Source: the annotation of a GenBank genome assembly
AAUAUGUCAGCCGAGGCCGCUCAAGAAGGAGGAGAAAACACUACAGACUUAUUUUCAGAAUUUUUCAUUAGAAAGAAAGAACAAUUCACCAACUUAUUCAAAACAUGCAUGGAUUCUUACAACAACCUAUCUGGAUACAGUGAAGAAGUUGAUAGUUAUAUUAGUGAAGUCAUUGAAGAGACUAUUGAGAAGAAAUAUACUAAGUACAUUAGGAUUGUUUGUUGGCUAAAUAUCGUUCUUUGCACUCUGACAGUCAUCCUUAGUUACCCAGACUUAUCUGAUGUGAAUAGAGAGACCAAGUGGCAGACAUGCCUCAACUGCAUUAUUUUCUGUUUUAUGAUGGUAGCUGCUCUGAUCACAUUAAGAAUUAAACCAAUUUAUGUCUGCUAUUUCGUUCCAAUCAUGAUUGGUUUAUGUAUUUAUUUAGUUACACAAUUAACAAUACAGAAGAGUUAUUACAGACUCAGUGAAUACCAUAUAUGAAUUGGAGCUAUGUGACAUACCUUGAUGAUCCUUGUGCCUACUCAGUGGAAGCCUAGUUUAGUGAUCCAUAAUCUUUGAAUGGUUCAUCUUGCAUAUUCCAUUUGGAAAACAUAUAACUUCAUGGAUGCUGAUGUAAUCUCAAGCACGGUAUUCUCUUGUCUCUGGUACACUAUCUCAAGUUAUUUAUUGAUAAUUAAGACAAGAAAUAUGUACUCAGAAAUCUUGAAGAACAAGAGACUUAUUAAAGAGAUGAAAAAAAUUAUGCAGAUACUACCCUUUGGUGUGGUUAUUUGGCCUUCUAAAGCUAACAACAAGUGGUUCACAAAUAAAGAAUUUACAAAUAAAUUUGUUAAGAUUAGGAAAGAUCUUGAUGAACUCAAAGACAUAGAUAUUUCCUUUAUCAACAAUUCUGAUAAAGUCAAGGAUUACCAAAAUAUUCCAAAUAAUUUAGCAGCCUUGCUUAGGAAGCAACAGAAAACACUUGAUGGGAAAGACUCAAUGCUAGAGCAAGAUAUCAAGAUAAAUUGGCAUCCUCAAGGAAAUAUGCUUGUUCAAGAAAGAAAUGAAGACCAGAUCGAAAGGAUUUGCAAAUUGAAGACUCUGAUGGUUGAAUGGGAAGGUGAAAACUCCUUCAUGCAUGUACUUAUUGAUAAUACUGAUGUGAUAAAAUUAGAGGAGGCUAAGAACAAUAUAAAAUGCCAGAAGAUCAUGUUUGCUAGUGCUUCUCAUGAGUUCAGGACUCCUCUGAAUUCUAUUACUAACUCAUUUGAUAUUGUUCUCAACUCUAUUUAGUGAACUGAAUAAAAUUUCAAAGCCUUAUUUCAGACAACUCAAAGGGAGGAGGAAAGAAGACGUUGAGCUAAACAUAGAGAUGGUAAAUAAGUUUGUCAAAAUAGGGAAGAGUUCAUCCCUACUAUUACUCACACUCAUUGAGGAUGUUUUGAAUCUCUCUAAAAUGGAGGCUGGGACAUUUAAAUUAAUAAAAAGUCCAUUCUAUGUCAAAAAUAUCCUAAAAGAAAUAUAUGAUAUCUUCGAAAUGCAGUGCAUACAAAAAGGCUUAGAAUUUAAUUUAGAAAUAUCUGAUGAUAUUUCAAGAUUACAGAUAAAUUCAGAUGAAAAUAGAAUCAAGCAAAUAUUGCUGAACUUGAUAUCUAAUUCCAUGAAGUUCACCUUUGAUGGGCAUAUUACAAUAAAAUGUCGAAUCAUUGAGAGGGAAAAUAAAGGCCUUGUUGAAUUCACAGUAGAAGACACUGGAAUAGGAAUCACUAAAGAGCAGCGGCAACAAUUAUUUCAACUCUUCAGCAUGGUGUCUGAUUCUAGCUCCAUCAAUCCUAAUGGCACUGGGAUUGGUCUCACUGUAAGUAAGAAGUAUGUAGAGGCUAUUGGAGGUCAAAUUAACUUGGAAUCAGAGCCCAAGAAAGGAACUUCGGUGACUUUCACCAUUCCUAUUGAUAAAAGAUUCAGGAAUAUGCUGAAGAAAAUUCGAGAUGAGGAAUAUUCCCAAGCAAAAUGGGACUUAGAUGAGCUUUCAGAUGAAGGAAAUAUCCCAGUUGAUUUUAUUAGAAGAAUAGAAGACUUGCAUUAACCUAACAUCAAAACCCAAUUUACUAAAAUAAGAACAAAUAUUUAUCAUAUUUCCCUUAAACCCUAAAUAAUAUAAAAAUCAUCCAAU